AUGCAAACGCAUCAACCCACAAACUGUUCUAAUCACUAUUACCUUCACAAAUGUAAUUGUUGUUUUCCAAGUUCCCAUCCCUCCGAACAUGUUUGUCCCAUCACUAACAUACCAAGUCCUAUAUUACCGAUGCCUGAACCUACUUAUAUUUCUGACUCAUCACAUUCUCCAUCUUCUUCCAAUUCACAAAAAUUCCCUUCAAAUUACCCUUCAAAUUACCCUUCAAAUUAUCCUUCAAAUUCACAAAACAUUUCUCAAAAUCAACAAAAUGAAUUAACUUCAAAUUUGAGUCAGAAUACAAAUACUCAACGUCCUUUAAACAAUAAUCAAUUAUAUGAUUCAUUUUUAGAUCGUUCAUCAAACUUGUUUUUAUUAAAUACACUAAGUGCAUUUUUAUUUCGAGCAGGUUCUCGGAUUCGUCGUUAUAAUUCCUCUCCAUCCCCUUCAUCUCACACGAAUCUUGAAGAAUUUACUGUGGUAAUUCCUGUACUUGACAAUAAACCUAAAAGGAAAAAUUUAAAUGAUUCUCCAAUGAAAAAUCCUCCAAAUUGGAAAAGACUAGCUUGGAUGGUGCUAACUAUUUUAAAUAUUUAUACUUUUAUUGGAAGUGUUAUCUUAAUGAUCAUUUUAUCUAUAAAUGGGAAUAUCACAAAGUCUUUUUCGGUGUCUCAUUAUUUAAUUAUAGCUAUAGGAACUUUGGAAUUUGCUCCUCGUCUAAUGAAUAUUUAUCAAAUCCAUUUUUACACCGAUGGGAAAAUUAGAUUGUUUGAAGUUUUGGCUAUUUUGUUUGGCAAAAAAGAACUUUAUUUACUCUACGGUAAACAUCAUCUAACUUACAAACAAGUCUCAUAUGUAAGUUAUACGUCUGAUGUGCUCAUACUUCUUUAUUGGGCAUUCCUAAGUUAUGAACUUGUCUCGGAAAUUCAACAUGAUUUAGAAAAUACUAUAGAAUAUACUUUGUUGUAUAAUAGACAAGGGUUUUUAAUGCUUACAUUAUUAAGUGUUAUAACAUUAAUUAUUCUAAAGAUCUUAUGGGGCCUUGUUAAACGAGCUGUCUACUUUGCUGACAGACAUGCUUAA
Molecule: messenger RNA, 1080 nt
Organism: Cetraspora pellucida
Lineage: Eukaryota; Fungi; Glomeromycota; Glomeromycetes; Diversisporales; Gigasporaceae
Source: the annotation of a GenBank genome assembly